This is a messenger RNA of Nerophis ophidion (straightnose pipefish), 6188 nucleotides long. It is a transcript of the gene enc3, whose product is annotated as ectodermal-neural cortex 3. NCBI's taxonomy places the organism in Eukaryota, Metazoa, Chordata, Actinopteri, Syngnathiformes, Syngnathidae. The coding region runs from base 278 to 2047 and encodes 589 amino acids. The transcript has 4 exons. The record is from RefSeq and is a predicted model, not a curated record. Gene Ontology annotation, molecular function: protein binding.
CAUGGUCUCUACUGCGCAUGACCAAGCCUUCACUCCCGAGUUGCCGUGCUGGAGCUAACUGGCUUCCUAAACUCGCCUCCUAACUCCUCUUCCCCUCUGCUAAGCCGAGUCUGAUCCAGACAAAUGGACAACAAGUCGUCGAGGAGUUCGGCUCAGAGAAUCGUCCUCGACUGGGAAAUGCUGCUCGGCUCAAAUUGAAAGAAAACCAAACUUCCAGCGUGAAGUCGUCGACAAAAAGAAUCCGGAUACGCGCCGCUGCCGUUAUUACGAGUCCAAGAUGUCCGUCAGCAGCCACGAAAACCGCAAGUCCCGCUCCAGCUCGGGCUCCAUGAACAUCCACCUCUUCCACAAGACGUCGCACGCCGACAGCCUCCUGACGCAGCUCAACCUGCUCCGCAAGCGCAAGGUCUUCACCGACGUGGUCCUGAAGGCCGGGAAGCAGGCCUUCCCGUGCCACCGCGCCGUCCUGGCCUCCUGCAGCCGCUACUUCGAGGCCAUGUUCAGCGGCGGCCUGCGGGAGAGCCGCGACACCGAGGUGGACUUCCACGACUCGCUGCACCCGGAGGUGCUGGAGCUGCUGCUGGACUACGCCUACUCGGCGCGGGUCAUCAUCAACGAGGAGAACGCGGAGUCCCUCCUGGAGGCGGGCGACAUGCUCCAGUUCCACGACAUCCGGGACGCGGCGGCGGAGUUCCUGGAGAAGAACCUGCACCAGUCCAACUGUCUGGGCAUGAUGCUGCUGUCGGACGCCCACCAGUGCCAGAGACUGUACGAGCUCUCGUGGAGGAUGUGUCUCGCCGACUUCGCCACGCUCUACAAAACCGAGGACUUCCUCAACCUCCCCAGGGACAAAGUGCGGGAGCUGACGCUCAGCGAGGAGCUGGAGGUGGAGGACGAGAGCCUGGUGUACGAGGCCGUCAUCGACUGGGUCAAGGCCGACAUGGAGAGGCGGCACGGCGAGCUGCCGGAGCUGCUGCGCUGCGUGCGGCUGGCGCUGCUGCCGGAGACGUACCUGCUCAACAACGUGGCCUCGGAGGAGCUGGUCAUGUGCCACAAGGUGGGCCGGGAGAUCGUGGAGGACGCCGUGCGCUGCAAGAUGCGGAUCCUGCAGAACGACGGCAUCGUGACGGGAUUCUGCGCCCGGCCCAGGAAGGUCAGCCAGGCCCUGCUGCUGCUGGGCGGCCAGACCUUCAUGUGCGACAAGGUCUACGUCAUCGACAACAAGACCAAAGAGAUCACGCCCAAAACCGACAUCCCCAGCCCCAGGAAGGAGUGCAGCGCCUGCGCCAUCGGCUGCAAGGUGUACGUCACAGGGGGGCGUGGCUCCGAGAACGGCGCCUCCAAAGACGUCUGGGUCUACGACACUCUGCACGACGAGUGGUCCAAAGCGGCGCCCAUGCUGGUCGCCAGGUUCGGACACGGGUCGGCGGAGCUGGACCACACGCUGUACGUCGUGGGAGGACACACCUCUCUGGCGGGGUCCUUCCCCGCUUCCCCCUCCGUGUCGCUCAAACAGGUGGAGCAGUACGACCCUCAGACGAACAAAUGGGCCCUGGUGGCGCCGCUCAGAGAGGGCGUGAGCAACGCCGCCGUGGUCGGCGCCAAAAACAAGCUGUUUGCCUUCGGAGGAACCAGCGCCAACAGGGACAAGUACCCCAAGGUGCAGUGCUUCGACCCCUGCCAGAACCGCUGGACCGUCCCGGCGACGUGUCCGCAGCUUUGGCGCUACACGGCGGCGGCGGUCGUCGGGAGCCACGUGGUCGUGAUCGGCGGCGACACGGAAUUCUCCGCCAGCUCCGCGUACCGCUUCAACAGCGAGACGUACCAGUGGUCCAAGUUCGGCGACGUGACGGCCAAACGGAUCAGCUGCCACGCCGUGGCGUCGGGGAACAGACUCUACGUGGUCGGCGGCUACUUUGGGGCGCAGAGGUGCAAGACGCUAGACUGCUACGACCCGUCGUCGGACUCCUGGGACAGCGUGACCAGCGUUCCCUACUCGCUCAUUCCCACGGCCUUCGUCAGCACAUGGAAGUACCUGUCAGCCUAGAGACCUCACCUGGACCGCAUCCUGGCGACUGUGACCACGGCAACCGGGACGAAGGGCCGGCGUUCCCAGGGUGAUCGGACAUUGGAUCCCAAGUCCUGGAAAGCAAAGACCGCCGGAUGCGUUUGUGUGCCACUCCCCACUUGGCGCCUCUUUGGUGGCAGGUGGCUCCAGGUACCGUGCGGGCUUUGGAGCGAGCGCGGUGGAAGCCGCUUAUGUCGACAACCCGUUUUAUGACUGAAAAGUCACAUUUCUGUGACAAAUGUUGAUAAUAAUAACUAAUGAUAUUAAUACUUUGUUACCUGUAACUAAAAAAUAUGUUUGUCUGUUUUAAGCAGUUUUCAUUUUUACAAAAUAAAAAAUAAAAAUAGCCUCCAUGUUCUGAGGGUAAAAUGGGACAGAAUAAAUAUUUAAUUAAUGUUCUUAAUUUAAGGUAAAACAAAAAAAAAAUACGUAUAAUUAUUUCACAAUUUAUAACAAUUUUUAAUUGAUUACUUUACGAUUUAAUUAUUUUUUUAUUUUUGAACUAUUUAAAUUGUGAAAUAAUUAAGCUGUUAAUUAAAUACAUUUUUAAAUGAAAUUGCCGGCAGAUUCGAUAACACAUUUAUGUAUUUAAUUCCAAUUCAACCCAAUUAUUGACACAUUUAGGUCAUUAAUUACAUGUUAAGUAAUGAAUUAAAUGUUAAAUAAAUAAAUGAAAUGUUGUAAAUGGCAAAUAAAUUGUAAAAUUAAUAAUUGUGAAAUAAAACUACUAUUAAAAAAAAAAAUAAAAUAAAUAAUGGCACAUUUAUUAACACGUUUUAACUCCAAAUUUACUUAAUGACACAUUUAAAUAAUUAAUUAAAUAAAUAUAAUUUUGAAUCAAUAAAAUUUUACACAAUAAUGUAAUUGCAAAAUGAAUAAUUAUUUAAAUUGUUGAAUGGAUAAUUCAAUUGUAAAAUUAUGAAUUUAACUAUUUAAAAUGUGAACUAGUUAAGCUGUUAAUUAAAUAGAUUUUUAAAUGAAAUUAUUGGCAGAUUCAAUAACACAUUUAUGUAUUUAAUUCCAAUUCAACCCAAUUAUUGACACAUUUUGGUCAUUAAUUACAUGUUAAGUAAUGAAUUAAGUGUUAAAUAAAUAAAAACCCAUCCAUCCAUCCAUUUUUUACCGCUUAUUCCCUUUGGGGUCGCGGCGGGCGCUCGUGCCUAUCUCGGCUACAAUCAAGCAGAAGGCGGAGUACACCCUGGACAAGUCGCCACCUCAUCAAAACAAUUUUGUAAAUGGUCAUUUAAUUGUAAAAUUAAUAAUUGUGAAAUAAAACUACAAAAAUAUUUUUAAAACAAAGUAAUGGCAAAUUUGAUCACUUUUAACUCCAAUUUUACUUAAUUAAUGACACAUUUAAAUAACUAAUUAUAUGUCAAGUAAUGAAUUACAUUUUGAAUAAAUUAAAUUGUACAAAAUAGUUUCAUUGCAAAAUGAUUAAUUAUUGAAAUAAAUUGUGAAAUAGAUAAUUAAAUUGUAAUUUUUCUAUUUUUUGAAUUAUUUAAAUUGUGAAAUAAUUAAGCUGUUAAGUACAUUUUUAAAUUAAAUUAUUGGCAGAUUUAAUAACACAUUUAUGUAUUUAAUUCCAAUUCAACCCAAAUACUAACAUAUUUAAGUAAUAAAUUACAUGUUAAGUAAUUAAUUAAAUGUUAAAUUAAUUGCAUUGUGUAAAUGAUAAUACAUUUUAAAAUUAAUAAUUGUUUCAUUUAUUUAUUUUGGAAAUAAAACUGCAAAAAUUAUUUUGAAAACAAAUUAAUGGCAGAUGUAACAAUAUUUUAACUACAAUUUUACUUAAUUAUUGGCACAUUUAAAUAAUUAAAUGUUAACAAACAAAUACUAUUUUGAAUAAAUUCAUUACAUUGUAGAAAAGAUAAUUAAAUUGUAAAAUGAUGAGGCUUUUAAAUAUUUUUUUCAAACAAAUUAAUGGCAGAUUUAGUAAUACCUUAAUGUAUUUAAUUCCAAUUUAACCUAAUUAUUCACACAUUUAAAUCAUUAAUUAAAUAUUAAGUAAAUAAUUAUUUAGUAAAUACAUCAAUGAAAUUGUGAAAAAUAAAUUUUAAUUUCAAAAUUAUUAAUUAUUGAAGUAAAUUGUGAAAUAGAUCAUUAAAAUGUAAAUUUGUAAUUUUUUGAAUUAUAUAAAUUGUGAAAUAAUUUAGCUGGUAAGUACAUUUUUAAAUUAAAUUAUUGGCAGAUUUAAUAACAAAUUUUUGUAUUUAAUUCCAAUUCAACCCAAAUACUAACAUAUUUAAUUAAUAAAUUACAUGUUAAAUAAUGAAUUAAAUGUUAAAUUAAUUACAUUGUGUAAAUGAUACUACAUUUUAAAAUUAAUAAUUGUUUCAUUUAUUUAUUUUGGAAACAAAACUGCAAAAAUUAUUUUGAAAACAAAUUAAUGGCAGACGUAACAAUGUUUUAACUACAAUUUUACUUAAUUAUUGACACAUUUAAAUAAUUAAAUGUUAAGUAACAAAUACUAUUUUGAAUAAAUUAAUUACAUUGUAGAAAAGAUAAUUAAAUUGUAAAAUGAGGCUUUUAAAUAUAUAUAUUUUUUUAAUUAAUGGCAGAUUUAAUAAUACCUUAAUGUAUUUAAUUCCAAUUUAACCUAAUUAUUCACACAUUUAAAUCAUUAAUUAGAUAUUAAGUAAAUAAUGAUUUAGUAAAUACAUCAAUUAAAUUGUGAAAAAUAUAUUUUAAUUGCAAAAUGAUUAUUUGAAUAAAUUGUGAAAUAAUUAACAUUUUAAAAUUAUUAUUUUAAUAUUUAAAUUGUAAAAUAAUUAAGCUGUUAAAUUUAGCAAAAAUUAAAAUUUUGGCAGUUUUAGUAACAAAAUCAUGUAUCUAAUCCCAAUUCAACCCAAUUAACACAUUUAAGUCAUUAAUUAUAUUUUAAGUAAUGAAUUAAAUGUUAAAUUAAUUAAAUUGUGUAAAGGAUCAUUUGGUAGUAAAAUAACUAAUUAUUGAAAAAAAAUGUUAAAUAGAUCGUUGGAAAAUAAUUAAUUUGUGAAAUAAUCAAACUGUCAAUUAAAUACAUUUUUAAAUAAAAAUAUUGGCAGAUUUAAUAACACAUUUAUGUGUGUAAUUCCAAUUCAACCCAAUUAUUGACACAUUUGGGUCAAUUGAAUGUUGAAUAAAUACAUUAAAUUGUGUAAAAUGAUUAAUUAUUGAAAUCAAUUGUGAAAUCGAUAUGCUGGAAAAUAUUCAAUUUGUGGAACAAUCAGGCUUUUAAUUAGAUGUAUUUAAAUUAAUUUAAUAACACAUUUAUUUAUUGAAUUCCAAUAAUUAUUGACACAUUGAAGUCAUUAAUUAAAAUAUGUAUUUUUAUGGUGGCAACACAACUUCUGUCUAAUUUCACGGCAUUGAAACACACAUCCACUUCCUGUUCAGUGCAGAGUGAGCUUCAAAAUAAAAGCACGGCAGUAUUACCACAGCAACUAACAAAAUGCACACGUUUCAUGCCAAAAUAUCCACCCGGACGGACAUCGGCACCAUAAAAUAAGUUCUUCCAUCUGCGGUAUUUUGGUGUACAAAACCACCGUAGAUUUUACGUGGAAAUUGUCUUGUUUCUGUCGACGGCCGCGUACGUCGACAUAAGCGGCUCCCGAGUGCUUCUCCUCGGUCUCAAACUCCCGACUGAACCCAGUAAGACGAACUGAGGCCAAGGCGAGGUUUUUGUGCGCCUUCCUGUUUCUAUUCUGAGAGCUUUUGGACGUGGGUCAAGUUGAAAAGUCUUAACUUCCUCCCGAAGUCAAAAUAAAAGCUGGCGACGUUACGCUGAAGAAGACUUUUAGUGUCUCAGGGUUUUCUACUCUUUGUAUUCAUGCUGUCUUUGUUUGAAUGUACUUUUUUUUUGUUUUUAAUCGACAAAAGGUUUUUGUUUGGAGAGAACAUGUGCAGUGUUUUGUUUUUAUUUUGAAAGUGAGCUUUUUUUUUUUCUCACGGCACUGCCAGAACCUGACUAGUAAAAGUUAUUUAUAGCGACUUCAAUAGUGCAUAGUUUGUAUAUUUUCCUAAGGACUAUUUUUAUUUUGUGCACAGUCUUAACUUGAAAUGUUUGUCUUAACCCAGCUGGUGAAAUCUUUGUAACUUAACUCGUCCGUUAAUAAAAAUGUCAUUUUGUUCAUUAAAAAAA